AUCCAAGGUGAUGGAGGCUUAGACUGAAGGAAGAGCCCAGAGCCAGGGGAGGCAGCAGGAAGUGAUUGGAUUUGGGGUGUAUUUUGAAGGUAGAGCCAACAGGACUUAUAAAGCAUUGGAUAAGGAGUAUAAGAAAAACUCUGGAGUCAAGGAUGACUUCUGGGUUUUGGUCUGAACAACUAGAAAGACAAAAUUGCUGUGGAGUAGGAAGAUUGCAGGAGAGUUUUGGAUGUAAGUUUAAGCCACCCAUCAGGCCUCUGAUCGGAGAUGCUGAACAGGUAGCUGGAGGUGUGCAUCUGGACUCCAGAGGAGAGGCCCGAGCUCAGGAUGUCAGCCUGCAAGCUGUCAGCAUUCGGUGACAUUUCAAAGGUGUGGAAUCAGAUGAGACAGAAGACGAAAGGAGAGAUGACUGAGUCCUGGAGCAUUCCAAACUGUAAAGGCCAACAUGACGCAGAGGACCCAGCAAAGGGUGCUGGGAAGGCGUGGUUCGGGAGGUCAUGGGAGAAGCAGAGAGAGCAGGAGCAAGCGAAACAUGUGUUUGAAGCGGGAGGGAGUGAUGACCUGCGUGCGUGUUGCAGAUAAGUCCAAUGAGAUGAGGACAUUGUGUUGCAGAUCUGUUUAUAUAGUUGCCUCCUUCCGUUGGCUGAGAAUUCACUGGAGGCAGGAACGCAUCCAGCAAUGUAUUACCUACAGCCCUGAGGUGAGUGAUACACAAAUGCCAUUUAACGGCUCCUUUGCCUUAGGCUGGUUGUCUCAGUACCUCUAAGCUUCAGUCUCAUCUGUAAAAUGGGGAAGGUACGGUAUCUUUCCCAUUGAGUCAUCAUGAGGAUCCAGUGAGACUGUCCAGAUGAAGCACAAAGCAUAAUCCCUUUCACAGCAUUACGCCCGUGACUGCUCUCGUCAGCAUUAUUAAUCUAGCGUCCCUGGCGCAGCGCCCCUCCUGUUGAGCAACAUUGGGCGAAUGCAUGUGAGACAGCACUGAUCCUCACAGAGUGGGUUCUGGAAGAAGAGAGGGCGAGAAGUCUUCAGGGGCAGAGCGGAGGCGAUGGAGCUCCCCAACUAUAGCCGGCAGCUGCUGCAGCAGCUCUACACUCUGUGCAAGGAGCAGCAGUUCUGUGACUGCACCAUUUCCAUCGGUGCCAUUUACUUCAGGGCCCACAAGCUCGUCCUGGCUGCGGCCAGCCUCCUGUUCAAAACCCUGCUGGACAACACAGACACCAUCUCCAUCGAUGCGUCUGUCGUGAGCCCCGAGGAGUUUGCCCUCUUGUUAGAAAUGAUGUACACUGGCAAACUACCCGUGGGCAAGCACAACUUCUCCAAAAUCAUCUCUCUGGCCGACAGCCUCCAGAUGUUUGAUGUGGCCGUUAGUUGUAAAAAUCUUCUCACCAGCCUUGUGAACUGCUCUGUUCAGGGUCAGGUGGUGAGGGAUGUCUCCGUACCAUCCUCAGAGGCAUUCAGGAAGGAACCGGAGAAGCCUGAAGUAGAAAUCCUUGCCUCUGAGGGCGCUGCAGAGUCUCGUCCUUCCCUGGAGGCUUCUGCCCCUCUAGCGGGCCCUGUGAAAGCCGAGACUGAGGACGCACGAGAGAUGAGUAUGGGGCCUUCCAGUGCCCAGGAGAUGCAGGGGAACACAGACACCUCGGUGGAGACUCCUCGUCCAUCUGAAGUUUGUUCCUCCUCUCCUGCUGUACAAGCCUUUAGAGAGGCAAAGGGGGCAAGCACACAGCCAGAGUAUGAGAGGAAACACCAUCAGCUGAAUUUUCUUCUGGAGAAUGAAAGUGUCUUCUCUGAUGCACUCUUGGUAACCCAGGAUGUUUUAAAAAGACUAGAAGAGUGUUCGGAAAUUAAAGGUGCAGAGGAGGAGGAUAAAAUGAGGCAGAAAGUAGUCAUGGAUAACCCCAAAUCAAGACUGAAUGAUAAAAACCAGAGCAGAACAAUAAGAAAUACUCAAAACAAGACUAUAAUGGGAUGUCUUGAGGGUGAAGAAGGACACUCGGCAUUCCAGAGAAUCCUGGAUAAAGUAAGAGACGAGAGCCUGGAUGUUCAGACUGUCGUGUCGCUCUUGAAGCUGUACCAAGAUUCCGAUCCCGCAGUAAAGGCAGCACUGUUAGACAGAAAGCCGGAAGAUGUCGAUGUGGUGCGGCCAAAAGGGAGCACAGAGGAGGGAAAGACCUUGUCUGCUCUGUUACUAGAACACAAAGAGGACCUGAUCCAGUGUGUCACACAGCUGAGACCUAUCCUGGAGUUUCUGGAAACAGCCAAGGAGGAAUUCCUGACUGGCACUGAAAAAAGGGUGAUCCUGGAUUGCUGCGAGGGCGGGACACCCAAGGAGACAAUGGAGAAGCUACUGCACAGAGUGUCUGAAGAUAAGACUCUGACUGCAGAGAGUUUGGUAAAACUCCUUCAGGCUGUGAAACCGACGUCCCCACACUUGGGCCUUCUGCUGGAGAAUUUGCAGCGAUUAGCCACCUCGUCAGGCACCCCAGUCCGAGCAAGCCCUGAUGAUUAUGGGACCGAGCUGUUGAGGCGGUAUCAUGAAAACCUCUCGGAGAUUUUCACAGACAACCAGAUAUUACUAAAAGUGAUCCCACAUGUGAAGGGUUUAGCCCGUGGAGAAAGAGAGGUCAUGGAGAAGCUCGUGAAACGUGACUCUGACUCGGGUGGUUUCAGUUCUCUGAUGUCAGCAGUUCUAGAAAAGCAGACUCUCUCUGCAACAGCCAUUUGGCAAUUGUUGCUGGUGGCUCAGGAGACCAAGACCUGCCCCCUGAACCUGCUCAUGGAGGAAAUACGAAGGGAACCUGGUGCCGAUGCCUUCUUCCGGGCAGUGGCCAGCCCAGAAAGUGCAGCCUUGGAAGCCGUCCUGAGGCAUCGCAGACUGAUCUUAGAGGCCAUCCAACAGGGGGUGGGACUCAAGUGCUUUACUGCAGAGGAGGAACAGCUGGUAGACGCUGUGAAGGAGAUUCUGAGCAUUUCCUCUGAGACAGCCAGCCCUGAAGCUUCCCUGAAAGUAGUGCUGAGCAGAGCCAUGGAAAAAUCUGUCCCGGCCAUUGAGAUAUGUCACCUCCUGUGCAGCGUCCACAGAUCUUUCCCAGGCCUGCAGCCUGUCAUGCAUGAGUUAGCAUACACUGGCUUCCUUACUCAGGAAAGUGGAGGGAGGGAAAGAUGGAAGGUGAAUGCUAAAUUUCACCGUGAAGCCAACGACAGAGCAGAUGAGAAGGUAGCCGAGCCAGCAGAGGAAGGCUGCCAGUCUGGGAAACAGAGCGGUCAAGGCGAGACCAGUUCCUUGCCAGAGCAACAAGAGAAAGACGCGUCUGCCUCCCCCGACUCUGCCAAGAAGAGCUUCGUCUGUAAGGCCUGUGACAAAAGCUUCCAUUUCUACUGCCGCCUGAAGGUGCACAUGAAGCGCUGCCGGGUGGCCAAGAGCAAACAGGUGCAGUGUAAGGAGUGCAACGAGACCAAGGAUUCUAAGAAGGAGCUGGAAAAACAUCAGCUGGAGGCCCAUGGUGCAGGAGGAGAGCCCGAUGUCCCGAAGAAGAAGAAGAAGAGGCUGCCGGUGACAUGUGACCUCUGUGGAAGAGAAUUUGCCCAUGCCUCAGGCAUGCAGUACCACAAACUGACAGAGCACUUUGACGAGAAGCCUUUCUCCUGUGAAGAGUGUGGGGCCAAGUUUGCAGCCAAUUCUACCCUAAAGAACCACCUUCGCCUUCACACGGGGGACCGCCCGUUCAUGUGCAAGCACUGCCUCAUGACCUUCACCCAGGCCUCUGCCCUGGCCUACCACACCAAGAAGAAGCACUCAGAAGGGAAAAUGUAUGCCUGCCAGUACUGUGACGCUGUGUUCGCCCAGUCCAUUGAACUGUCCCGCCACGUGAGGACCCACACCGGGGACAAGCCGUAUGUCUGCAGGGACUGUGGCAAGGGCUUCCGGCAAGCCAACGGCCUGUCCAUCCACCUGCACACCUUUCACAACAUAGAAGAUCCGUACGACUGCAAGAAAUGCAGGAUGAGCUUCCCCACUCUGCAGGACCACCGCAAGCACAUCCACGAGGUGCACUCCAAGGAGUACCACCCCUGCCCCACGUGUGGCAAGAUCUUCAGUGCCCCUUCCAUGCUGGAGCGGCACAUGGUGACCCACGUCGGAGGGAAGCCCUUCAGCUGCGGGAUCUGCAACAAGGCCUACCAGCAAUUGUCUGGUUUGUGGUACCACAAUCGGACCCACCACCCUGAUGUGUUUGCUGCUCAGAACCAUCGAUCUUCCAAAUUCUCGUCACUCCAGUGCAGCUCCUGUGACAAAACCUUUUCCAACACCAUUGAACACAAGAAGCACAUCAAGGCAGAGCAUGCAGAUAUGAAGUUCCAUGAAUGUGACCAGUGUAAGGAGCUCUUCCCCACGCCAGCAUUGCUACAAGUUCACAUCAAGUGCCAGCAUUCAGGAUCCCAGCCGUUCAAGUGCUUGUACUGUACAGCCACCUUCCGCUUCCCGGGAGCCCUACAGCACCACGUCACCACGGAGCACUUCAAGCAGUCAGAGAGCACCUUCCCCUGUGAGCUCUGUGGGGAGCUCUUCACCUCCCAGGCCCAGCUGGAUGGUCACUUGGAAUCUGAACACCCAAAGGUGAUGGGCUCUGAACCCCAAGCAGCAGCCUCACAGGUGGUACAGGUGAUCCAAACCCCAGAGCCGGCAGCCCCGACAGAGCAGGUGAUCACUUUGGAGGAGACCCAGCUUGCUGGGUCACAGGUGUUUGUGACGUUGCCAGAUUCGCAGACAUCUCAGACCAGCUCUGAGCUUGUGGCAGUGACCGUGGAGGAUUUGCUAGAUGGUACUGUGACCCUGAUCUGUGGCGAGGCCAAAACCGACAGUGUUGGGGUCCUGGGCACGGAGACCACUGCCCUCCCCAGGAGACGGACCUACUUUCCACAGGCCUGCUGCCGUGGCCUCUGAUGAGCAGUGGGCUGGGAGCUGGUGACCGGGGCACUGGAGAGGUGCUGCAGGCCGGCGGCCUUCAGUGUGCAGCACGGUGGGUAGAGGUGGGCCUGCAGCCCACAGACUGGGCCUUCCAAUGGUGCUUGUGCCUCCUGGCCAUUUAGAAAUGAGAAAAAAGCACCAACACACCAUCCAGAGACCCCCCCCCCCGGCUGGAGCACACUUGGCUCCUUCCUCACUGUCAUCCUCCCAUCCGCUUGGGUGGCCCGGCCCUCUCCUGGUGGCAGGAGGACAGGGAGCAGCGUGUUCACACAGGCUGAGUCCCAGCUCAUCAGCACAGUUAGCCCUUGCCCAAACCAAGCCUUGCAGGGUUUCUGCGGGAUGCGCUCUGUGUGGGGCCAUCCAGCUGCAGACAAUCCCUGCCCUUCCAGGGUCUUCUCCACAGUGUUCUGUACCCGAGGGCUGUCCCCGCAGCCUUCCGUGUUCUCCUCAGAGCCGAGACUGUCUUCCCCUUGCUCCAGGGCCUGUGGAGGGCUCACAAACCAGCGCCGGUUGCCAGGGCACCCCGGCUCCUCCCCCCGCCACGGUCUCCCUGUCUUGUGAGCAGCCUGCUGUCCAGUUCCUCCAGGCAGCGCCUGUUACUGCGGGCUAGUGAUCCUUUGGUGUCUGAAUUUCACAAAGCUUUUUUAUCUUCAGUUCCUAAAAUCUGGUAAUUAAUGGUUUGUGGAAUCCGUUAUGAAGUGCAAUUAGAUGGAUGUAGGUUCCUGCCGUUCGGAGGGAAUGACUAGCAUUUAUCUUCCUUUCCUCGAUGCCAGAAGGUCGAAGUCUGCUAGUGCAGUGUUUACACACCGGGCAGGGCUGCCGGCCGCCUGGUGCAGCGUCACCCCUGGCAGUGCGCAACUUCAUCACUCACCCUCCAGCUACGGGCCGGCAGAGGACAAGCCCACGCCUUCUUUCCAAGCGCAUUUCAUGUCACCAGGUACAAGCAGGGGCAAGGGGUCAAUUUGGGACACGGUCGGGACUUCCACUGCCUCCGCACACUGCGGCCCGUAGGACAGAAGGCAGGGCCCCGCCACUGCCUGCCGUGGCUGCUGUGGCUGCCGUGGCCGCCGUGGCCGUCUGGCUAUGCGCCAGCAGCGAGUUCCAGUGCAGGCCUGCGCACCCAGGCAGCUAACUCCUCCCACCUCCAGUCGCGUCCUCAUUUUGAUCUGCAAGUCACUUGAGCUUGUCGGCUCAGGGAUCUUCCCAUUCUGGAGUAAAUGAAGUUUUCAAAGGCAAGUCCUCAGAAGCCGAAACCUGACCAGAAGAUGGUGCUCAAACCUUGAAGACGUGGCCUCCACACAAAGCCCUCCCUGCUCCUGCCAUGGCUGGCUCUUCUUCAGGUGGUGCGGUCCCGGGAGCCGUCAGAGCAGGAGAGCUCUUGAUCUGCAAGUGGCAGAAUGGCACCAAAUCUCCUGUUGGCACCAGCUGAAGCCCUCUGAAAGGGACCAGAGUGGUUCAGCCCAGCGGACAAGGAUGCUGGUCGGCUGCGGUGGUUGGGGGUUGCGGGGUCAUCAGAAUUUCUGCUCGCCGAAAAACAAAUAAGAACUGAAUUGCUGAGGGCCUGUGGGGGAAAGUGGUUUUUCUUUUUCAGAAGUCUUGUGAUGAAAGAAAGCUGUAAGUUUUUAAACCAAGUUUCACAUCCUUUCAAGUACCGAGAACUUGCUCGGGUUUCCGACAGAGCCCCCGAUGGUGGCAGGGCAUGCGUUUCCUUCAGAAUCGCGGGCCCCACAGCUCGCUUGCUGUGUGGGGCGCACACAGAGAGGUGGGCGCUGUCGUGGAUGCGCACUCACCUACCCCGUGGCACAGCUGGCAGGAGGCACGGACACUGUGCUGCCUCCAUUCAGGAAUGAGGAAAGGUGCGUUCUGAACGUAGCCUUUGCUCUGAGUGGACCUCUGCAAGGGGCUGCCUUGGCAGCGAUUUUAUAGUGUCACUCCCUAGAGAUGCCCAAGUGUGGACUUUAUUGUAGGAAGACUUUUCCUAGCUCUGCUUGGCCAUUUUGUUCUUUCUUCCCACUGCUGAAUGUCUGCCACAGAGGACAUUGUCAUCGUGCUCUCCUCGGUCCCCCUCACUUGCUUUCUCACAGCAGAGGUGUCUCUGCCUCGUUGCCAUGGGUGCAUCCUGGUGGCCUCCAGGCUGAACCCUGGGGGCAUUUGUGGUGGUGUGGAGGAUGUGGGCUCCUUGGAACCCCUGCCUGAAUAUGUCCAUUGGGACCCCAGACUUUCUCUGCUCCCAGAGCUCAUGAAGCAGCUGGUGAGGAGAGACAGGCCGUCAGAUUCCAAGCUGGAUUCUAAAUCUGUGGGAGUAACGGGGAUCGCUUAGGGAACGGGAUUUGCCAUUCCAGGUAAGUGAGGCAACAGGUAGGAGAUUCAAGAGCAGGGGUUGCCAGAGGAACAUGGGACUGUCCCAAGGACAUGCCAGCACCUGGCCACAGGGGCAGCAGAGGGGCAGAGGCAAAGGCAAAGCUGUUUAAAGCCUGUCUCUUCUGUCUCAGAAGCUUUGUGUUUAGAAAACAUGGAGCCCAGCGAGUACCAAGGACUGUGCUGUGAAUCCUGGGUUCCCCUGGUGAUCCAAGGCUUCUCUGUGGAAGCGCUCUGACUCUCCUCUCUCCCCGACCACCGGCAUUGGCCCCGUUCCUCAGGGAAGAGCUCUGAUGGCCAGGUGCUGAGGGACAAAACGGGGUCCAGUCUGACAGGUGAAUGGGGGGAAAGGUCCCCUUCUCUUCUGGUUUAAAUAAGUCAGGGAUACUCUCAGAAUCAAGAAGAAAGAUGAGAUGGGCCCUAAGAGUUUCUCACCCCAGGUGAUGUCACGGUCACCACAGGCUGAUGACAUAUUAAUGAAAUGGGAGGGCUGUGCCUUUAAAUCUCAUGUGCCCGGGAUCUGUGAAUUGCCUAAGGGAUGGAAGAAACUGCUAACCUCACAUAGACGGUUCUAGGGCAUAAGGAGUGUUUGUAUUAAAUUGGGGCUAGAAAGCAGGACAAUGACGGAGUAACGGCUGAGAUGCUUUAAUUAUUUCUCCCAAAGAAAGAAUAGCAGCCUUAGCCCUCUCCACUUGGUCCAGUAUGUCCCAGGGACCCUUGGGAGGUAGGGGAAAUGGGAGUAACAGUAAGAUUUGGGGUUGAAGAAGGUAUCAGAGGCAAGCUGAUGACUGUUUCGUGGCCGUGGAACACCUUGGGGUUGUAGGACUUGGGCUAGAAGCUCAAAACACAGCCAGAGCUCGGAAACUUCCUGCAUGUACAGCUGUGCCUAUAAGGACGAGAGAAGCUGCCUGUGCUCUGGGAUUACGCUGUUGAGAAAAAUUUGAGGAAAACUAUCGCCUGGGCUAAUUCACAUUGUGUCCAAAUCAUGGAAAUGUUCAUCGUUUCUCUUCCCAAGGCCAGCCACACCUCCCACCACGGUCGGGACAGCCAGCCAGCACCUGAUGCUGUGUAAAUUAGAUUACGAACCAUUAUUUUCAUUUAACUUUUGCACUAUUCUAUAUAAAUAAAAUAUGUACUUUGAAAAA
Molecule: messenger RNA, 8466 nt
Organism: Zalophus californianus (California sea lion)
Lineage: Eukaryota; Metazoa; Chordata; Mammalia; Carnivora; Otariidae
Gene: ZBTB40
Product: zinc finger and BTB domain containing 40
Exons: 20
Coding region: 1046-4939 (1297 amino acids)
Biological process (GO): regulation of transcription by RNA polymerase II
Cellular component (GO): nucleus
Molecular function (GO): protein binding; RNA polymerase II cis-regulatory region sequence-specific DNA binding; DNA-binding transcription factor activity, RNA polymerase II-specific
Source: RefSeq, a predicted model, not a curated record